AUGAGACAAGUCUUUAACUCUGUUUCGAAUAGCUCUUCCACUCGAGCUCAGACCGAGCAGCAGUCGACCUUAAGCAAGCAAGAAGCUCAAAUUCUUUACGAACUCCAGGCUCUACUCCACGUUGUGGACUCAAUGUUAAUCACCGAAGCUUAUUUGAAGCACAGAAACGCGCCAGAGAAGGCUUGGAUGAAUUCAAGAGAUUUAUGGAGGAAAAAAACACUGAAUGACGAGUUGGAAGGAUUAGUUAUAGUAUUGGCGGCACCACUAAUAGAAUCGAUUGAUUUACAACUAGGUGUCUCUAAUAAUAUUAUUAAUCCGAGUGCGAGUGGAAUGGAAUGCUAG
Molecule: messenger RNA, 342 nt
Organism: Acaulospora colombiana
Lineage: Eukaryota; Fungi; Glomeromycota; Glomeromycetes; Diversisporales; Acaulosporaceae
Source: the annotation of a GenBank genome assembly